This is a messenger RNA of Hylaeus anthracinus, 2833 nucleotides long. RefSeq lists its product as uncharacterized. NCBI's taxonomy places the organism in Eukaryota, Metazoa, Arthropoda, Insecta, Hymenoptera, Colletidae. Bases 1714 to 2727 code for a protein of 337 amino acids. The record is from RefSeq and is a predicted model, not a curated record. The transcript has 4 exons.
UAGCCAUCGCGCAUAAUUUUGUACAGAGAAUCGAUAAAUCGCGAAUUAGAAUGUGGACCACGUUUUUGGGAAAUCCGUCCCAGCGUGGAUCGGUACGAAAGCGAUCCGUACAUCGGUCCCGAUACGGUUAACGACGUCUGUUUGACGUAACCUCUUAAUAUUAAUAUUAUGUCAGUCAUACACGCUCGGACGUCUGCGCGUAUGACUGGUCAGAGGCGACGAUAACUCUUGGGGAUGAUCAAAAGUCCGUAAGAGUCCAAUGGCGGUGGCCGCGGUGCUCGUGCUCUGAAUUUCAAGCGAAUACAGACAGAUCCGCCUUGACGUGUCACUGUCCCUACCUCCGUUGUGUCUUUUUCAGCUUCGAACUCGCCGCGAGAAGCAACAGAAUCACCUAAAACCAAUCCUUCGGUUCAUUUAACACACAUUGGAUAGACUAUUCUUAAACUUUGACCUCCGUCCCUGAAGACAAGUAUUAACAGAGACAAGUACCAGCCAGAGUUCAAGCUGUCAGAAGAUGACCUCUCGAAGCCUCCAAGACAUUCCAUAGAAUAUUUUUGGAUGUCAGCGACUCCCAGGAGGGUGGAAAUUCGUGGAAGAAGGGGGUCGCGAAGAUCCACGGAGCGUGAAAGGGAGGAAUCGAAAUUCUGGAAACGUGAAUUCCCGUGAAAGUACGCUCACGGUUGAAGGGAUCAGCGGAAACCAUCGUCCUGGCUCGUUCCUUGGAUUGGCGUUUAUUUAUAGAACGAUUGAAAAUGUAUGAACCUCUGUUAUUCUAGCGUUAGAGAUCCUCUUAUCAGGCAUCGAUCUCAGUGAUUCACGAUCAGCGACCACCAUCGCUGAACAAGGAAAAGCGACAAACAUCCUCCGUAUCGUCGAUCAAAUUCUGGAGACAUUGACGUGUAUCGAAUCGUUUCGGAAUUAUUUGCAUAGUAAUAAGAGAAUUGUAUGGGAGAAAAACAUGCGAACGAUACCAAUCAUCCGCGGUGGCUAUCUUCUUGUACAGGUUUGAGGUUGAUGCAUGUGUGCAUCAAUGCGCACUGUAGGGUUAAACUCACUCGGAUCUUCAUUGACUUCCAUUGGUCAGGUUAAAGGUCAGGUUUUGAGGGGAUGUCCGUCUUAACUAACUGUUGUCUCUGCUGAAUGCACCCAAUGUCCUCUCAUCUCACCUAAGUGUUCUCCAGCCCGUAACCUCGGCAUCGAGUCCUCCUUGCCUCCAGUCGCGUUGUGUAACUCGAUCAGCCGAAUUCAGAGGAUCGACGGGGAUCGCAAUUAAUGCGUUCGAUUCAACGGGUGUCUACUCGCGUAUGAGGAUCACGUCUCGUUGAACGAGACGGACGUUUGCGUUACGACGAUCCUGUUGGGUACGAGGCAACCACCUGACAUGUCAUGGUGGGGGACCCAGAGGAUCCCGUAUCCCCGUUCCGCGCGUGGAUCCGACCGAUCCCGUCCCAUGCCCUGCGUCUACGUCGGCGACGUUCCCAUCCCCCUAGCUUCUGGUAUAAAAGCAAUCGCUGCUUCGACGAUAGCAGCAUCGCGCAAAAAGUUCGCCAGCCAGGUAGACCUUGGGUUAGGUAGUGCUUGGAUACCUCGUCGAUCACCGCUUACGGGAACACCCAGUGGAAACAGUGUCCUGAAACAGAAAUCUCUAACCGGAGGAUCAGUUUUUUCAAGUUGCACCUCUUCCUGAUCGAACACGUCCUUGGGUCUUCGGGGAUGACGCAGUGGAUGAGCCUCGUCCUCCUGGUCGUCGCGGCGAUCAUCGCCGUGGCGGAGUCCAGGGCUAUACCCGCAGAACCAAUUUCAGUGAUGCUGGACCCCUACGGCAACCCUAUAGUCUUCUUGCGUGAAAAGAGGACAGCCGUGCACCCCUAUCCCAAUAGGGCGAUGAUGUUCACCGGCUACUACAGACCAGUGCGACGCUCGAACGGUGGUCAAGCGACGGGCGUCUUCGCCCAAGGCAACGCCGUGAGCGGAGAGGCGGCCUUCUUCGGUGGCAUGCAGACGCCACACUUGAGGAACGGUCCAGAACCAAUUGAGGAGCAGGAGGUCUCCAGCGCGGAAGCUCAAGCAGCUCCAGGCUCAGAAGAGUCUUACAACUACAACCAACAGACUCCUGUGCAAGAAGAAGGCGGCUACCAGUCGGAAGAACCUCGUCCUCAGGAAGGAAACUAUCCUCAGGAGGAAGCCCAGUAUCCCCAAGAGGAACCACAACAUGGGGAAGAGGAUCAAAACCAUCACAAGGGCAGCUUGCCUCCUCAGGGUCAACCAGAGCCAGAGCCAGUCCCAGUGUACACCACCGAAGCGACUGUCGUGACUCCAGCUGAUGAGCCCGCGUACUCUACCCCAGGGACAUCUGCGAAUCGUCCGAAAGUGAAUCGUGGAAAGAAGCCCAAGAAGCCCCCAGUCGUGGUCGAGGACGACGAUGACGACGAUGACGACGACGACGAGGACGAAGAAGACGAUGACGAGCCCACCGUUCCCUUUGUGCCUUUCAAAGGAAACCGUCGCCGUCAGAAGUAUCCUAACUUAAACAACUACUUCCCAAUGGUGUUCAGCUUCCCUGGAGUGUCCACGCGAGCUGGAUCGUCGGGUUCUUUCCCUGGUGCUGUCACUGCGAUCGCCAACAGCUACUCCACUAGCAAAAGAGGUGUUGCCAGUUCUGUGGCGACCGCUUACGGGGGAGCUCCCAAUGGGAAAAAACGACGCCCACAAACGUCUGAGGAAUAAUCGAGGAGGCAUCUGAUGCAGACUGAUCGAAGGACACCACAAACGCCACGUCAUCGAUGCUGAAUCCAAGAAGAAACAGAAGGAGGAACAAACUUUCGCGUUCCUA